Pecten maximus is the source of this 3647-nucleotide messenger RNA. RefSeq lists its product as uncharacterized. Lineage: Eukaryota; Metazoa; Mollusca; Bivalvia; Pectinida; Pectinidae. The transcript is spliced from 3 exons. The record is from RefSeq and is a predicted model, not a curated record. Bases 224 to 901 code for a protein of 225 amino acids.
AUUUAAAACGAUCUCUGCAUCUAUCUGCUUUGUGAUCAAACUGAAUAAUUUUAAUUUUAAUGUCAGUAGAUCUCUUUACCAUUGUUGCCAUUUUUAUGCAUAAAUCUGAAAAAUAUUGUUUUCGCUGUCGUGAAUGUGGCAUUUACAUAUAUUGUAUAGUGCAUGAUCGGAAUUAAAUACGAUUCAUACUUUGUUGAUUUCAGACCAAUAAGACAUUUCUGAAAUGGCUGCAAAUACUCGUGCUACGGUUGUUGAUAUCCACAACAAUAUGGUUUUGGAAUUGAGUAACUACAUGGAAGAUGAAGAUUUCAAUCAAUUGAAAUUAUUGUUCAAUAACAACCCACUGACACCAGUUCAUAUGAGGUCAAUAAAUUCUGUGGGCAAUUUAUUCACUAUUCUAAUGUCUAAAAAGGUCAUUUCUUAUGGAAACUACGCAACUCUGGUACGAAAACUUGAACCAAUAAACCCUAGUCUGUGUGAUAUCAUACAAAAAUGCACCGAAGAUAUUGCCAAGGAGACUGAAGAUAAACCCGACACAAGUAGCACACAAGGAGCACAACCCAGAAUAGACGCCGCUAAUACCCAAGAACAACAGGAUACAGCGAAGAAGACAAAAAUAAAAGAAAUACAUGCUGAAAUGAUCACGAGCCUAUCGACGUGGAUCAAUCCAAAAUUACCUACGGACUGGCGAAACUUCCAGACACUAAUGGAUGCUCAUUUGAGCAACGUGGAAGUUUUUGGAAAGGAUGUAACAUGUUUAGAUGAUAUCUGUCGGGCACUUUUGGGGAAGGGAAUCAUUGCUUAUGGGAAGUAUGAUAAACUACGUUCUGCGGUGGUGAAAAUACAUGUGGAGGCUGCUAAUAUUGUCGAUGAUGCUACGUCAAAGAUUUCCGCCAUCUAACUCUGGGAUGCGCAGAAAAAAUAUGGAAGCACACCACAUUCUUUCAUAUCUAAAAAUAGUAUAGUUUUAUUUAGAUGUUGGUAUUUGACACUCUUAUGAGUAUUUAAAAUGACAUACUGAGAUACUUGAUAUACUAUAUCAAACCUGUAGAUUAGCAAGAGAAAUCAUACAUAGGUGAUGCAUUUUACAAUCACCGACAUGAAUCAUCAGCCAGUAUUGAAACAUUUUACAUUUUAUCUGUAUCAAUAAUGUAGACAUCACUCAUCUUAUCCAUGAUCGGAUUGAAGGGAUCAACUAUUUACACAUUACGAAUAAAUCCCUGGAUUUGUGUAAAUACAAUAUAUCUAAAUCGGAGCUUAGUGAUUUUACCUUUAUUAAUCAGUGGAUUGUUUUACUAAGAUUCCAGUCUUAUCCAUCAUGUUACUAAAUAUCGUCCGUGCAAUUCCAUAAGGAAUCGGUUAUUUCACUAAGGUUUCAUCCUCGACUUAAAUGUGUAUUAAUGUCAUUAGAACUAAACUCAUAGUUAAUUAAUUAUUUUACCAGAGCUCCAGUCUCAACUUGCAUGUUUAUUGAUAACAUAAUUGCUAUAAUAAUAGGUAAUGAAUUAUUUUGCUAAAGUUCCAUCCUCAACUAACAUGUUUAUAUAUGUCAUCAGUACUAAACGUAUGUGUAAUGGAUUGUCUUUGUUGAUAAAUAUUUCCUAACCAUGAUUUUUUUUAUUGUAUAAAAAUGAAUUCAAAACAUUUUCGGGGACACAAUGAUUAAGUAUAUAUUUUAUUAAUCUCGAAAAACGUUCGUUCUUGGAUAAUGUGUUAUGGAUAAUCAGUCGCUUCCAUUUGGAUCAAAUGUCUCCAUAGUCAAUUUAUAUCAAUAUCCCGCUAUAAUCAUGUUCUUAUACAGAUGAUUAUAAUGUAGUUUUUUUUUAUUCUUUACAUAAACAGGCAGAUCCUAAAUUGAUUCGAUCAUAUACCUGAGUAAUCAUUGUCCCAUAUAUCCCCGCUAGUCUAUCACGCACAUCUUACAAGCUAAUAAUUCCACAUGACAAGCGUUGAGUAUCUACACAAAACGAAUAUUCCCAUAUCACAUCAACUUAUAAUUAAACACGCAUGCAUUUUAUUGUCAUGACUUCACUACUCCCUAAUGGUAUUUAGAUGUAUAUCGACCACUACUCAAGCCUGAAUUUAUAUGAUAAUGUCUCUCUUAGUUUCAUUGUUUAAUCAAUAGUAAAGUAUAUUUUAACUAGCAUUUCUUCCCAUAUGGAUACAUUGUACGUUCGCAAAACUGUAAUGAUAAGCUUUCUCAGUAAACAACAUCAAGGUGUAGGUUAUAUCUUUUAAUUUUUAUUUAUCAGUGUUUUGGUGCUUCAUUACUGCUAUGUAAAUCAGAAGGGAAUGGAGUUAUAGUCAAUAAAAAAACGAUGUUUCAGUAUCAUUUCAUAUGUUAAAAUACUCAGAUCGCGAGCAAAGUAUUUCAUUCGCUAUUUUCUGAUAAAAUCUCUUGUUUUGAAAUUGAUCAUCUAUGCAUAUUUUUAACGGGAAUUGCACCUUGUGAUGCUCUUUAAAAACACACAUAUCCAAAAGUAGAAUCAAUUUUAUAAUGAAACAAUAAAAAUGUGUGAUUCAAUACUAUUCUAGGAAAACAGUCAGAACAUUUUCUUUAGUGUUCAGGUCACAUUUACAAACACAUACACAACACCCACACUCACACACACCUACAUACACUUAUAUUCACAAACACAUGUACGACACCCACACUCGCAUACUCAUACACACACUGACAUUUACAAACACACACACAACACCACCACUCACAUACUUAUAAACACACUCACAUUUACAAACACAUACACAACACACACACUCAUCUUAACACUCUCUCAAAUUGGAAAAAACACACACAUCUUAAUAAACACCUACAGUUAUACAACAAAACAUCAUACACAUACUUACCUUUAUAUAGACAUAUCAUCAUUCUUACGCAACAUGCGUAUGUGUAGUACAUAUUUAUGUGUGAGUACGUGCGCACAGAAAUAAAAGAAAACGUUCUCCCUCUCAAAUGAAUAAAAACACAAUACUACCACAAAUACACUUGCAGCUUUUGUAUUAUCUUCACGUUCCCGUAUGUAGACAUAACACUUCCAUUUACACAUUUUUUCAAAUAAAUCAGUUGAGUAAUUUUUUUAGCUAGGCCCAGAGCUUCAAGGAAUAUCACCAUUGCUAGCCUACAGUAAGAAAGUUUGAUAGGACAUGAUUUAUCGUCAAUGUAUUAUCGAUUGAUCAUAUUAUUUUUUUCAUAUUUCCCCAAUAGAUCAUACUUUUAUAUAUAUUCAGGACUAAAUACAUUGUUUUAUUUUUUCAAUUCAAAAAUUCUAUCAUUUGAUAUCAUACCUGUACAAAGUAUUGUGUCUGAAGGAAAAAACAGAUAUAUCUUAUGAAUUUCUUUUACGAACGAGUGUUGCAUCAUCAUUAUGAUAUUUUCUAAAAUGACUGCAAAUAACUUAAUUUAUUGAUGUUUCGUUAUUUGAAAUGACAUUCAAUUAUGUUAUCAAUCUUGUUUGACACUAGAAUUGUAUCAUGUUAGUUUGGCGGCGACAAAGACAUGCAAAGACAUCUUUACAAAAAUAAGUUUAAAAAAUCAAACCAUUUUUUUUACCAUUAAAUUUAUUGUUGUGUAAGAAGCAGAAUAGAAAAAAAAUAUAUAAUUAUGUUUUUAACAAUAUUCCAUGAACAUUUACUUAUUUUCACUC